UUCCAUAAAUACCACUCUCUCUCUUCUCUAAAACCCUCUCAAUAAUUUCAUUCAUUUUCUCCGAUCACUUUCUCCGAUCUUCUGUGCUAAAAAUUCAUCGGAAUUUUUCAGUUUCAUAGCAAAAAAUGAGUAGCAAUCCAAAGGGAAGAACAACAAUUGAAGUAGGAGCUGAUGGAGUUGCUGUUAUUACAAUUAUUAAUCCUCCUGUCAAUUCCCUUUCCUUAGAUGUGCUGUACAGCUUGAAAGAGAGCUAUGAGCAGGCCUUAAAAAGGGAUGAUGUGAAAGCAAUUGUUGUGACAGGUGCAAAUGGCAAGUUCUCUGGUGGUUUUGAUAUCAGUGCCUUUGGUAAACUGCAAGGAGGAACAGUCGAAUCACCAAAACCUGGUUUUAUAGCUGUGGAGAUUCUCACCGACACUGUGGAAGCUGCAAGAAAACCUUCCGUGGCGGCAAUUGAUGGUCUCGCUCUAGGUGGAGGACUAGAAGUUGCAAUGGCUUGUCAUGCACGUAUUUCUACUCCCAAUGCACAACUUGGAUUGCCAGAACUUCAACUUGGAAUACUUCCUGGAUUUGGAGGUACUCAGCGGCUUCCACGCCUCGUGGGUCUUGCUAAGUCCCUCGAAAUGAUGCUAACGUCCAAGCCCGUUAAAGGAGAGGAAGCUUUUAAUGUGGGCCUUGUUGAUGCUGUAGUUUCAUCAAACCAAUUAUUGGAUACUGCUCGUAAGUGGGCUCUUGAUAUUUUGGAACGCAGAAAACCUUGGGUUGCCAGUCUUCAUAAAACUGAUAAGAUAGAGCCUCUUGGUGAGGCAAGGGAAAUAUUAAAGUUUGCAAGAGUUCAAACGCGCAGACAGGCUCCAAAUCUCCAGCAUCCGUUAGUCUGCAUUGAUGUUGUUGAAGAGGGUAUAGUGUCUGGUCCACGUGCUGGGCUUUGGAAGGAGGCUGAAGCAUUCCAAGGUCUUCUACAUUCAGACACUUGCAAGGCCUUGGUCAACAUUUUCUUUGCUCAACGUGGAACCACAAAGGUACCAGGGGUGACUGACUUAGGAUUGGUACCACGACGCAUAAAAAAGGUUGCAAUUCUUGGAGGUGGUUUAAUGGGUUCUGGAAUUGCAACUGCACUGCUGCUUAGUGGCUAUCCGGUGAUCUUGAAAGAAGUUAAUGACAAAUUCCUACAGGCUGGGAUGGGUAGAGUAAAAGCCAAUUUGCAAAGCAGCGUCAAGAAAGGGAAAAUGAGUCAAGAGAAGUGUGAAAAAACCCUCUCCCUACUCAAGGGUUCUCUUGAAUAUGAAGGUUUUAGAGAUGUGGACAUGGUCAUUGAGGCUGUCAUCGAGAAUGUAUCUUUAAAGCAGCAAAUAUUUGCCGAUCUUGAGAAGUAUUGCCCUCCACAUUGCAUUCUAGCAAGUAACACUUCUACGAUUGACUUGAAUUUGAUUGGGGAAAAGACCAAAUCUCAAGAUCGUAUUAUUGGAGCUCACUUUUUCAGUCCGGCUCAUGUGAUGCCACUUUUGGAAAUUGUCCGCACCCAAAAGACAUCACCCCAAGUAAUUGUAGACUUGCUUGAUGUUGGCAAGAAGAUAAGGAAAACCCCUGUGGUAGUUGGGAACUGCACUGGUUUUGCUGUCAACAGAAUGUUCUUUCCUUACACCCAAGCUGCUCUUUUGCUAGUUGAACGUGGAACAGAUGUCUACCGCAUCGAUAAGGCCAUUACUAGAUUUGGCAUGCCAAUGGGCCCCUUCAGAUUAUGUGAUCUUGUUGGUUUUGGUGUUGCAAUUGCCACUGGUGGGCAAUUCGUGAUGACUUUCCCCGAGAGAACUUACAAAUCAAUGUUGAUACCACUCAUGCAAGAAGAUAAAAGAGCUGGUAUGAUUCCCAUAUUCUGAAAAACCGGACAGAUU
Messenger RNA from Nicotiana tabacum (common tobacco), 1892 nucleotides. The record is from RefSeq and is a predicted model, not a curated record. NCBI's taxonomy places the organism in Eukaryota, Viridiplantae, Streptophyta, Magnoliopsida, Solanales, Solanaceae.